AUGUGCGGGCGCCGCGGCCGGCAGCCCGGGCCCCGCCUGUGCUGGCUGCUGUGCUGCAGCGCCCUGCUGUCCCCGGCCACGGGCUACGUGAUCGUGAGCUCCGUGUCCUGGGCCGUCACCAACGAGGUGGACGAGGAGCUAGACAGCGCCUCCACCGAGGAGGCGCUGCCCGCGCUGCUGGAAGACUCGGGAAGCAUCUGGCAGCGGAGCUUCCCGGCCUCGGCGCACGAGGAGGAGUCUCACCUGCCGCCCCCGGAGGGCACCGCCCGCGCCAGGCCGCCCCCUGCGCCGCCCGGGAUGUUCUCCUACCGGCGCGAGGGCAGCGCGAGGCUGCGCCCGGGCACCGCCCGCUUCCUGGCCCACGCCAGCGCCUGGGGCUGUCUGGCCACCGUGUCCGCUCACGAGAAGAUCCCAGGACUGCCGUUUGGGAACUGCCUGCCGGUCAGUGACGGCCCCCUCAACAACAGCACGGGGGUUCCUUUCUUCUACGUGACACCCAAGGACCUCCUGGUGGCUGAUCUGAUGAAGAACCCCACGGCCUCCCUCCUGCUGCCGGAAUCUGAAGGAGAGUUCUGCAGAAAAAAUAUCGUCGACCCAGAAGAUCCCCGCUGUGCCCGGUUAACGCUCACUGGCCAGAUGGUCGCGGUGUCUCCGGAAGAAGUGGAAUUUGCCAAGCAAGCCAUGUUUUCAAGACACCCAGUUAUGAGGAAGUGGCCUCGUCAGUAUGAAUGGUUCUUUAUGAAGAUGAAGAUAGAACAUAUCUGGCUUCAGAAAUGGUAUGGAGGAGUAGCUGACAUUUCCAGGGAGGAAUAUUUCAAAGCAGUUCCAAGAAAGGCCUGAUGGAGUGAGAAGAAGGUCCUUGAUGUUUGCGUAAAAUGAAAACCUUUUGAGCGAUGCUGCCAGACAGCAGUUGACUGCUGUCUCUUUGUGAAAGGGUUCACUGCAGCCCUGUCAGUCUUACAGCAGAGUGAGAGUGGGUCACCAGGGACCCCUGUGCUAGCUGGAGAUUGGAGUGGCCAUUUGCAAAUGGCCAGAUCAUACAGGGACUUCACAUAGAGAGUCUGUUUACAUGUGUUCAGUCCAGACUCACCUAUGUGGGAUCACUGUUGGUUGUCAAGUUGAG
Molecule: messenger RNA, 1123 nt
Organism: Lagenorhynchus albirostris (white-beaked dolphin)
Lineage: Eukaryota; Metazoa; Chordata; Mammalia; Artiodactyla; Delphinidae
Gene: CREG2
Product: cellular repressor of E1A stimulated genes 2
Exons: 4
Coding region: 1-840 (279 amino acids)
Source: RefSeq, a predicted model, not a curated record